AAUGCUUACAUGGAAUAUGGCCAUAAAGAGGGAUUCAGAUAUGCUCUGAUGGAUUUUGUAAAGGCUCUUCACUUGAAUCCUAUGUGCAUUCCUGCUCGGAUUUGCCUGGGUUAUAAUUUACAGGCCCUGGGAUCCUGUCAGAAAGCCUGGAACCAGUUUACGAUAGCAUUGGAUAUUAAUCCACAGAGCUUGCUAGGAUUUGAAGGCCGUGCGAUUGUGAACUUACAGAUGGGGGACACAUUUGCUGCCCUGCAAGACAUGAAUGCUGCAAUAAAGCUUGGUGCAACGGCACAGCUACUAACCAACCGAGGUGUUAUCCACCAGUUCAUGGGGAAGUUGCCCAAUGCCAUGAGAGAUUAUCAAUCAGCAAUUGCAGCCAAUCCAAAAUACUCACUGGCUUAUUUCAAUGCAGCUAAUCUAUAUCUUCACAACCGUCAGUUCUCACAGGCAAAAGAAUACUACUCUCGAGCCAUGGAGCUAGAUCCCAGCAAUGAAUCAGCCACUCUGAACAGAGGCAUUACUAACAUGCUUUUACAAGAUGUGCAAGGAGCUCUUCAAGACUUCCACGUGGUCAUUGAUCUGUGCCCAGUAUCCUCCGCUGCAUACUUCAAUCGUGCUAGCCUAUAUAAAACUUUACAGCAGUAUGAAGAAGCUGAGAGUGACAUAUCUCAGGCUAUGUUUCUUCAACCGGGAGAUCCCCUGAUGUUUAAACUGCGAGCAGAUAUCAGAGGAAAAAUGGGAAUGACUAAAGAAGCCAUUGAAGAUUAUGAGCAAGCAAUAUACUUCCUGCAGCAAAGUGAAAAGGCUCAUUAG
Molecule: messenger RNA, 813 nt
Organism: Staurois parvus
Lineage: Eukaryota; Metazoa; Chordata; Amphibia; Anura; Ranidae
Source: the annotation of a GenBank genome assembly